Messenger RNA from Candida dubliniensis CD36, 1692 nucleotides. RefSeq names its product RNA-dependent ATPase (gene CHR1). The transcript has a single exon. Lineage: Eukaryota; Fungi; Ascomycota; Pichiomycetes; Serinales; Debaryomycetaceae. Gene Ontology annotation, molecular function: nucleic acid binding; ATP binding; RNA helicase activity. The coding region runs from base 1 to 1692 and encodes 563 amino acids. The record is from RefSeq and is a predicted model, not a curated record. Gene Ontology annotation, biological process: maturation of SSU-rRNA.
AUGGAUAUUUUCAGAAUUUUAAGUAGAGGUGCCUCUUUGAAUAAAAAGAAAGGUAUAACUACUGAUUAUGCCUUACCUUCAGAAAAGCAAACUCAAAAGCAAAAACACAAACAAGAAUCAUUACUACACGAAGUUGAAAAGGAAACUGAUUUCUUUCACACAAGAAAACAUACUACUACUGGUAAAGGUGAUCAAUUAACAAAUUCUUCUGGUAGUAAUAAAGAAGAACAACUGGAGAAGAAGGGAAUUGAGGAACAAGAAGAAAUUCCACCACUUGAAUUAACUACUGAAGAAGAUGCUCAAACAUUUAGAAAUUUACAUAAAUCAAAAGUUACUGGUGAUGAUAUACCUAUCCCCAUUGGAUCAUUUCAAGAUAUGAUUGGAAGAUUUCAUAUUAAUAAAAAAGUGUUAUCUAAUUUAAUUGAGAAUGAAUUUAUUGAACCAACAACAAUUCAAUGUGAAUCGAUCCCUAUCACAUUAAAUAAUCGAGAUUUGAUUGCAUGUGCUCCUACAGGUUCUGGUAAAACUUUAGCAUUUUUAAUACCUUUGGUACAACAAAUCUUAUCUAAAACUGUAUCGAAAAAUUAUGGAAUUAGAGGAUUAAUUAUCUCACCUACUAAUGAAUUAGCAGUACAAAUUUUCCAAGAACUAGAAAUUAUAACUCGUGGAUGUAAACAAAUCAAUGUGGCAAUACUAUCCAAACAAUUAGCCAGUAAAUUAAACAAUAAUAUUAUUAAAUCAUCGAAAUACGAUAUUAUUGUUUCGACACCAUUAAGAUUAAUAGAUGUGGUUAAACAAGGGAAUAUGGAUUUAUCCAAAAUUGAACAAUUAAUUAUUGAUGAAGCCGAUAAAUUAUUUGAUCAUGGAUUUGCUGAACAAACUGAUGAAAUUUUGACACAUUGUAUUAAUCCAAAAAUUAGAAAAUCGAUUUUUUCAGCUACUAUUCCUUCUAGUGUAGAAGAAAUGGCUCAUUCUAUAAUGAAAGAUCCUCUUCGAAUAAUUAUUGGUCAUAAAGAAGCAGCUAGUAAUACUAUUGAUCAAAAAUUAGUUUUCACUGGUAAUGAACAAGGGAAAUUAUUGGCCAUUAGACAAAUGAUUCAACAAGGGGAAUUCAAACCACCAAUUAUAAUUUUUUUACAAUCAAUCACUAGAGCUAAAGCUUUAUUCCAUGAAUUAUUAUAUGAUAGAUUAAAUGUCGAUGUUAUUCAUGCUGAAAGAACCCCUAAACAAAGAGAAGAAGUCAUUAAACGAUUUAAAAAUGGGGAUAUUUGGGUCUUGAUUACUACGGAUGUAUUGGCUCGUGGGGUUGAUUUUAAAGGAGUCAAUUUAGUUAUAAAUUAUGAUGUACCCCAAAGUGCUCAAGCAUAUGUCCAUAGAAUUGGUAGAACUGGUAGAGGUGGUAAAUCCGGUAAAGCGGUAACUUUUUUCACCAAAGAAGAUGAUAAAGCUAUUAAACCAAUACUUAAUGUCAUGAAACAAUCAGGAUGUAAUGAUGGAUAUAGUCAAUGGAUGGAAGAUAUGGGUAAAUUAUCGAAAAAAGAGAAGAAACAAAUCAAGACUCAUGAGAUUCAACGUAAGAAAAUUAGUACGGUUCCUAAAGUUAUAAAACAAAAGAGAAAGCAAAGACAAGAUAUGAUAGCUGCAUCAAAGAGAAGAAAACAGGAAUCACAUUCCAAUGAGAAUGAAGAGUAA